This is a messenger RNA of Closterium sp. Naga37s-1, 1776 nucleotides long. The record is from the annotation of a GenBank genome assembly. Lineage: Eukaryota; Viridiplantae; Streptophyta; Zygnematophyceae; Desmidiales; Closteriaceae.
AUGCGCGGAUUGGUGGACCUCAACGCGAUUCCUGACAACUCCGUCUCUUCGUGGUCGCUGGAAGGGCCGCCUGGGCUGAGAAAGGAGAGCACUCCGGGGCUGUUCAAGCUGGUGGGGCCCGUCGUUAUCAACGUGUUGCGGGUCAUCCGGCCGCAGUUCACGCCCAUCUUUGCUGAAUGGCUCUCGUCCAACUUCUCCUCGGACCCUGCCACGUGGACAGCCUUCAUCGCUCCACCCGCAGGCCCCACCGAGUUCGCAAACCUUACCUUUGACAACCCCCAGGUGCAGAUCUGGGGCGGGUGCUUCCCCAUCGACAACACCACGAGUGACUACUCGUUCCAGCCCAACAACACCAAGCUGCUCUUCUCCCACGUCUAUGGCUCGCUCUUCCGCUCCAACGUGGACCAGCAGAACGUUGAAGUCACCAUUCCCGAUGCCGACGCGCCCACUCUCGCCGGGAAAUUCAUUCGCCGCGGGAAGAUAUUCGAGCUGCUCUCAGGAGGAUCCUUUGACGUGCCGCUCCGUGCGGUGAUAGAAGCACUUGGGGCCACCGCACCCCCUGGCCCCACCCCUCCCGGAGCACCAGCAGUAAUGCGGGUGAAUCUGAACCUGCAGGGGAUUGGCCGGCAGCCGCCUAGCGCCCUCCGCCCCUACCCUGCCCCGUCUGCCCCUGGCAUGGAACCUCCUCCUCUGGCUGGUGUGCCCUCUGGUGCUCCUGCCCCUCCACGCUGCGCACCUGUGCCUGCUGCUGCACCUACCCCUGCACCUGCUCCCACUCCUGCCCCCACCCCUGCUCCCACCCCUGCUCCCACCCCUGCUCCCACCCCUGCUCCCACUCCUGCUCCCACCCCUGCUCCCACUCCUGCUCCCACCCCUUCUCCUACCCCUUCUCCUACUCCUGCCCCCACUCCUGCUCCUACUCCUGCCCCCACUCCUGCUCCUACUCCUGCCCCCACUACUGCGCCUACCCCUGCACCUGCUCCCACUCCUGCCCCCACCCCUGCUCCCACCCCUGCUCCCACCCCUGCUCCCACCCCUGCUCCCACUCCUGCUCCCACCCCUGCUCCCACUCCUGCUCCCACCCCUGCUCCCAAUCCUGCUCCCACCCCUUCUCCUACCCCUUCUCCUACUCCUGCCCCCACUCCUGCUCCUACUCCUGCCCCCACUCCUGCUCCUACCCCUGCCCCUGCCCCUGCGCCUACACCUUCUGCUGCGGGGAAGGCCCCUCCCCCUCCUCCAGGGGCUGCUGCUGGUGGAGGUACCGGCGGUGCUCCCGGGGCUGCUCCCAGGGCUGCUCCCGGCCAAGCUCCUGGUGCUGCUCCUGGUGGGGCUCCCGGGGCUGCUCCUGGUGCUGCUCCCAGAGCUGCCCCUGGUGGGGCUCCCGGGGCUGCUCCCGGGGCUGCUCCCGGGGCUGCUCCCGGUGCUUCCCCUGGUGCUGCUCCCGGUGCUGCUCCCGGGGCUGCUCCCGGUGCUGCUCCCGGCGCUGCUCCCGGCGCUGCUCCCGGCGCUGCUCCCGGCGCUGCUCCCGGCGCUGCUCCCGGCGCUGCUCCCGGCGCUGCUCCCGACGCUGCUCCCGGCGCUGCUCCCGGCGCUGCUCCCAGCGCUGCUCCCGGCGCUGCUCCCGGCGCUGCUCCCGGCGCUGCUCCCGGCGCUUCUCCCGGUACUUCUCCAGGCCGUGCUCCCGGUGCUGCUCCCGGGGGUGCACCUGGCCGAGCCCCUGGUGCUGCCCCCGGUGCUGCUCCUGGUCGUGCUCCCGGAGCUGCUCCCCAAGCCUAA